This is a messenger RNA of Astyanax mexicanus (Mexican tetra), 1297 nucleotides long. RefSeq names its product olfactory receptor 2G6-like. Lineage: Eukaryota; Metazoa; Chordata; Actinopteri; Characiformes; Acestrorhamphidae. The record is from RefSeq and is a predicted model, not a curated record. Gene Ontology annotation, cellular component: membrane. Gene Ontology annotation, molecular function: G protein-coupled receptor activity; olfactory receptor activity. Bases 185 to 1126 code for a protein of 313 amino acids. Gene Ontology annotation, biological process: G protein-coupled receptor signaling pathway. The transcript has a single exon.
UUGUCCUGCUGUCCUGACACGGUCUUGGUGUUUAUUGUGAUAUUUAUUUUAUUUUAUUGUAAGUCAUGUAGAUGUAUGCGGGAGAGCUUUGUUUAAAUGUUUCUAAGUAGUUUCUUUUAUUUUUAUUUUUUAAAGAAAGAACAAAAGAUUAUCCCCUCCUCCCACUGGUGCAACAUUCUCAGACAUGAUGGAAAAUUCCUCUGGAGAGUUCUUGUUUGUGCUGCAUGGACUGAAUGAUACGAGGACGAACAGACAGAUUUACUUUGCGUUUGGACUCUUGAUUUACAUUUUCACCUUCUUUGUAAAUUUUACUCUCGCUUUAACUAUCAUUUUAGAUAAAGUGCUGCAUGAACCAAUGUAUCUGUUUAUAUGCAACUUGUAUGUGAAUGGAAUAUGUGGUGCUUCUGCUUUCUAUCCAAAGAUUCUUGCUGACCUUCUAUCGGACUCUAAUGUUGUUUCAUAUACAGGGUGUGUGGCUCAGACAUUUAUCAUCUAUUGGUAUACUUUCUGUGAAUUUCUGUGCCUAACAAUCAUGGCUUACGACAGAUAUGCAGCGAUUUGCAGGCCUUUGGAGUAUCAUUCUAUUAUGACGAAUCAAAAAGUGCUAAAGCUGUUACUUUUUACUUGGCUCUUCUCGCUGCUGGAAACUUCUGUUGGGGCUAUGCUGACAGUCCGGCUACCCUUAUGCGGAAGGGACAUUGACAAGAUUUACUGUUCUAACUGGGAGAUUGUGAAGCUGGCGUGCACAAGUGUAAUUGUAAAUAAUGUUUAUGGGUAUAUUCUAAUAAUUGUACAUGUUUCCCAAGCUGCUUUUAUCAUCAUCUCAUAUAUUCGUAUUAUCAGAGCAUCUAUACAGUCUAAGGCACAGAGGACUAAGUUCAUGCAGACAUGUCUGCCUCAUUUAAUCACCCUCAUUAACUUCACCCUUUCCAUUGUAUUUGAUGUCAUGUACGCUCGCUAUGGCCAAAGCCAACAGAUGCAGGCUCUGCGCAACAUCCUGGGAAUGGAGUUUCUUGUUGUGCCUCCUCUGCUAAAUCCUAUAAUAUAUGGAAUUAAAAUAACUCAGAUACGGCAUCGGUUCAAGCAAGUGUACAGCCACGUGCGUAAAGCAGUGAAACACAACUGAUCCAUAUUAAUAUGUCUGUCUGGAAGGAAGGACGUAUACCUUAUGUAUAUAAUGCUUAUUGACAGAUGAGGAUUGUCCUAUGUUCUUUAAAUGAGGACACAAUUAAGGAAUUAUCAUGCACAAAAAUGUUUUUCUCCUCCAAAUGUUUUCCUAUUGACUCAAAUUAAAAUA